Molecule: messenger RNA, 1697 nt
Organism: Gastrolobium bilobum
Lineage: Eukaryota; Viridiplantae; Streptophyta; Magnoliopsida; Fabales; Fabaceae
Product: putative pentatricopeptide repeat-containing protein At5g37570
Exons: 2
Coding region: 3-1697 (564 amino acids)
Biological process (GO): RNA modification
Molecular function (GO): RNA binding; protein binding
Source: RefSeq, a predicted model, not a curated record
ACAUGAGAACUACCACUUCAUCAUUCAAACAAUUGCUCAAUGCUGCCGAAACCAUUGGUCAUCUCAAACAAACCCAAGCUCUGUUUCUCAAACUCCUCACUCACCAACCACCCCAUUACUACCAAUACUUCUUGGGUAGUCUGCUACUCCGGGUUCUCCACUUUUCCGGUGAAAAAUCCAAUCUUUUCUAUGCCCACCAACUGUUUGACACAAUGCCAAAGUGCCCCAAUGGCUUUCUCUGGACCUCCCUUAUUCGUGCGUUCCUAUUCCAUCAUACCCAUUUGCGCCAUUGCAUUUCUACCUACGCUAGAAUGCACCAAAAUGGGGUUUUGCCAUCUGGGUUCACCUUCCCCACAGUUCUCACUGCGUGCGGGCGAGUCCCUGCCAUGUCUGAAGGAAAACAAGUGCAUGCAAGGGUUGUGCAGUCAGGUUUUCUUGGAAACAAGUUUGUGCAAACUGCACUCCUGGACAUGUACUCGAAAUUCGGCUGUGUUUGUGAUGCACGCCACGUGUUUGAUGGAAUGAAUGAUAGAGAUGUUGUUGCCUGGACGGCGAUGAUUUGUGGGUAUUCCAAGGUGGGAAUGAUGGUUGAUGCACGGUGGCUCUUUGAUAACAUGGGGGAACGGAAUUCUUUUACUUGGACUACUAUGGUUGCUGGAUAUGCAAAUUGUGGUGAUAUGAAAGCUGCCAAGGAAUUGUAUGAUGUCAUGAAUGACACGGAUGAGGUUACAUGGAUUUCAAUGAUAGCUGGUUAUGGAAAGUUGGGUAACGUGAGUGAAGCCAGAAGAGUAUUUGAUGGGAUACCAGUGCCACAGAAUGCAUCAACUUGUGCAGCAAUGCUGGCUUGUUAUGCCCAAAAUGGAUAUGCAAAGGAAGCUAUUGACAUGUAUAAUAAAAUGAGACAAGCAAAGACUAAAAUCACAGAGUUCGCAAUGGUGGGUGCUAUGUCAGCUUGUGCACAACUUCGGGAUAUUAAUAUGUCAAACACAUUAACAGACCAUCUCGAGGAGGGUUGCUGUGAUAGGACGCAUAUUGUUUCCAAUGCAUUGAUCCACAUGCACUCAAAAUGUGGAAAUAUAAACUUAGCAUGGAGGGAAUUCGGUACACUUAGAUACAGAGAUGUAUAUAAUUACAGUGCAAUGAUCACAGCCUUUGCGGAGCACGGGAAAUCACAAGAUGCUAUAGAUCUUUUCAUAAAGAUGCAAAAGGAAGGAUUAAAGCCAAACCAAGUUACAUUUGUAGGUGUACUCAAUGCAUGUAGCUCUUCAGGUCUUAUUGAAGAAGGUUGUAGGUUUUUCCAGAUUAUGACUGAGGUAUUCGGUAUUGAGCCCUUACCUGAGCACUAUGCUUGCAUAGUUGAUCUCCUUGGGAGGGCUGGGCAACUGGAAAGGGCAUACAGUUUCUUAAAGGAGAAUGCAACUAGUGCUGAUGCAACAACUUGGGGUUCUUUAUUAGCAGCUUGCAGGGUUUAUGGUGAUGUGGAAUUGGGUGAGACUGCAGCCAGACAUCUCUUUGAGAUUGACCCUGAGGAUUCUGGAACUUAUGUGCUUCUAGCAAACACUUAUGCAUUGAAGGAUAAAUGGGAGUGUGUAGAAGAAGUUAAGAAGUUGAUGAUCAGAAAGGGAAUGAAAAAACCUUCAGGGUAUAGUUGGAUACAAAGAGAGAUCAGGGGACCGUAUAAAGAAGCCGCACUUUGA